Labrus bergylta (ballan wrasse) is the source of this 1179-nucleotide messenger RNA. RefSeq names its product L-serine dehydratase/L-threonine deaminase. NCBI's taxonomy places the organism in Eukaryota, Metazoa, Chordata, Actinopteri, Labriformes, Labridae. Gene Ontology annotation, biological process: L-threonine catabolic process; L-serine catabolic process. Gene Ontology annotation, molecular function: threonine deaminase activity; pyridoxal phosphate binding; L-serine ammonia-lyase activity. The record is from RefSeq and is a predicted model, not a curated record.
AUGAAGACCCAGCAGCCUCUACAUGUGGCCACUCCAGUGAGACAGAGCCUUGUCCUCACUAAAGUAGCAGGGACCUCUGUUUACCUCAAGCUGGACUCAUCUCAGCCCACGGGCUCCUUCAAAAUCAGGGGCAUCGGUCACCUGUGCAAAACUUGGGCAGAGCGAGGAUGUGAGCGUUUUGUCUGCUGUUCAGGAGGAAACGCUGGGAUGGCAGCAGCUUAUUCUGCCCGUCAGCUCGGAGUUCCUGCAACCAUAGUGGUUCCAAGUGUUACACCAAACCCAACAGUGGAGAGACUGAAGGAUGAGGGAGCCAAUGUGAUAAUCCAUGGCAAGGCCUUAAAUGAAAGCAUGGAAUACGGACAGCAGCUGGUGGCAAACAACCGUGGCUGGAUUUUCAUCUCCCCAUUUGACGACCCUCUCAUCUGGGAAGGCCACACAUCUCUGGUGAGGGAGCUGGAACAGGACAUGAGGGAGAAGCCAGGAGCGAUAGUGUUGUCAGUGGGGGGCGGAGGUCUGCUGAAUGGAGUGGUGGAGGGGCUGCGGCGUGCUGGCUGGGCUGACGUGCCCAUUGUAGCCAUGGAAACAAUGGGAGCACACAGCCUCAAUGCAGCAAUGAAGGCAGGAGAGCUGGUCACUUUACCUGAAAUCACCAGUGUUGCAACAACGUUGGGUCUGACAAGAGUUUCUGCACAGACUUUUAAACUGGUGAACGAGCAUACAGUUUUCUCAGCAGUGGUCACAGAUCAGGAGGCUGUGAAAGCUGUGGAACGCUUUGUAGACGAUGAGAAGGUCCUGGUGGAGCCGGCCUGCGGUGCGGCCCUGGCAGCUGUGUACAGCGACAUUAUCAAAAGGUUGCAGGAUGAGGGGAAGCUGGCACGGAGCCUGGGCCCAGUGGUCAUCGUGGUGUGCGGCGGCAACAACAUCAGCAUGGAGCAGCUGAGGAGGCUGAAAAAACAGCUGGGUGUUAUCUAGCGUGGCCGACCACCUCAUGUACUCCUGACCUUUUCCCCUGUUCCUCCAUCAGCUCGUCUCAAUCCAUAAACCCCCCCCUAAAUUAUUCAUGUGCUUCAUAAACCGAAUCAUUCCAGACUGUGAAUCUCUACUGAGCACUGAGACUGACAAAUGUGAGAGGCUGCUGGAGGGAUUUUUUUUUAUUUUGUUUAAAAACUAGAGAACUCU